GCAAGCCAGAAAAUAGGCUUGUGGAGGGAAGCAGAGGCAAGGAAAGAGCGGAUUGAUUUUAUUUCGAUUUUCAUGUAGCCGACGAUCAGAGACUGCAAUUCAAAUCGUCCGAGGGAGAAGGAAGGUGGGUUCCAUGAUUCAAUGCCAGAAAAUUGGUAGCUCUGUCUCCGCUCUUUGACUCGCUUGCUGGUUGAAGCCGGGAAGUCUUGCUCUUUCUGGUGAAGAGAUCUGAAGAUGGUGAAUUCAGUUACUGGUGAUGAUGAAACCAGGGACCUGGGUGAUUGGCAGCCCAAGAACUUGCCACCAGCUUAUAAGGUCGGCGUCCCGCCAAAGAAAAAUUUUUUGAAUGAAUUUACUGAGAGAACCAAGGAAACUUUAUUCGCCGACGAUCCUCUGCGCGCUUAUAAGAAUCAACCGAGAUCGAGGCAGUUUUUGCUAGGACUUCAGUCCUUUUUUCCAAUUCUCAGUUGGGGAAGAGAGUAUAAUCUCAAGAAGUUCAGAGGAGAUUUAAUUUCUGGAUUUACCAUUGCAAGCCUCUGCAUCCCUCAGGACAUCGGUUAUGCAAGGCUUGCAAAUUUGGAUCCACAGUAUGGGCUAUACUCGAGCUUCGUUCCGCCGCUGGUUUAUGCAGCUAUGGGAAGCUCAAGAGACAUUGCUAUUGGCCCAGUGGCAGUUGUGUCUCUGCUGCUUGGAAAACUUCUUCAGGAUGAGUUUGAUCCUAAGCUCAAUGCAGAAGAAUAUCGUAGAUUGGCAUUUACUGCAACAUUUUUUGCAGGGGUGACUCAGGCAGCCCUUGGACUCUUAAGAUUAGGAUUUCUGGUGGACUUCCUGUCACAUGCUGCCAUUGUUGGAUUCAUGGCUGGAGCAGCAAUUACCAUUGCGCUUCAACAGCUGAAAGGAUUUCUUGGCAUACAAAACUUUACAAAGGAAACAGACAUUGUAUCUGUUAUGAAAUCUGUGUGGGGUUCUGUACAUCAUGGUUGGAAUUGGGAAACGAUAGUGAUUGGGGCGAGCUUCUUAGCAUUUCUUCUACUCGCAAGAUACAUUGGAAAGAAGAAGAGAAGUCUCUUCUGGAUACCAGCAGUUGCACCGUUGAUCUCUGUAAUUUUGUCCACCUUAAUCGUGUAUGUAACACGUGCCGAUAAGCAUGGGGUUCAGAUUGUGAGGAAAAUAAAAAAAGGCAUCAAUCCAUCAUCUGUUCGUAAAAUUUACUUCAGUGGUUCAAACCUGGGUAAGGGAAUCAAGAUUGGUGUUGUUUCUGGGAUGAUAGCUCUGACUGAAGCUGCAGCAAUAGGAAGAACAUUUGCUGACAUGAAGGACUAUCAGUUGGAUGGAAACAAAGAAAUGGUAGCCCUUGGAACUAUGAACAUUGUUGGAUCCAUGGCUUCAUGCUUUAUAGCCACAGGUUCGUUUUCUCGAUCCGCCGUCAACAAUAUGGCUGGAUGUCAAACAGCAGUGUCAAAUAUUGUUAUGUCAAUGAUAAUAUUACUAACACUGGAAUUGAUAACCCCACUCUUCAAAUACACUCCAAAUGCAAUUCUUUCUUCCAUCAUUAUCAGCGCCGUGAUCGGACUAAUUGAUUUCGACGCGGCUAUUCUAAUCUGGAAGAUAGACAAGUUAGAUUUUAUAGCUUGCAUGGGAGCAUUCUUCGGUGUAGUUUUUGCUAAUGUUGAGAUCGGACUUUUGAUUGCAGUCUCAAUAUCAUUUGCUAAGAUUCUUUUACAAGUCACAAGGCCGAGAACUGCUUUACUAGGCAAUCUUCCAGGGACUACCGUGUACCGUAACAUCGAACAAUACUCCGAGGCAACCAAAGUUCCUGGAGUUCUUAUUGUCAGAGUUGAUUCUGCUAUCUAUUUUUCCAACUCCAACUAUGUGAAGGAAAGGAUCCUUAGGUGGUUAAGAGAAGAGGAAGAAAAGCUGAAGGAGAAGAGCCUACCUCGAAUUGAUUUCUUGAUUGUUGAAAUGUCACCUGUAACUGAUAUAGAUACCAGUGGCAUUCAUGCUCUUGAGGAGCUGUAUAAGAACCUUAACAAGAGAGAGAUUCAGCUUCUUCUCGCGAAUCCCGGGCCAGUUGUCAUGGGAAAGCUCCAAGCUUCAAUGUUUAGGGAGUUGAUAGGCCAUGACAAGAUCUUCCUGACGGUCGGCGAAGCUGUAAGGAGCUGCUCUCCUAAAGUGAGUGAAGAAGCUUAAAGUGGAACCAAAGAAACAUCAUUUAUUUGUUCUACAGAUCAUGGUUUCUGUGAAGAAUGGGUUUAGAGGAAGAUGGUGUGAAGAAGAAAGAGCAGAGGAGGCUGCAGUAUGAGUGUGAUUAAAGCUAUUGAGUGGGGUAUCAAUUUCAUUUUAUGUAAUUGCGCAUUGAUUAAAGUUUUGUGGGUUCUGAGAUUGAUUGAAUCUUUAUCCAAAAGUGUGAAUAAUGCCAGAACCCACC
This is a messenger RNA of Phalaenopsis equestris, 2428 nucleotides long. Its product is annotated as sulfate transporter 1.2-like. Gene Ontology annotation, molecular function: secondary active sulfate transmembrane transporter activity. Gene Ontology annotation, cellular component: membrane. The transcript is spliced from 14 exons. Bases 235 to 2190 code for a protein of 651 amino acids. NCBI's taxonomy places the organism in Eukaryota, Viridiplantae, Streptophyta, Magnoliopsida, Asparagales, Orchidaceae. Gene Ontology annotation, biological process: transmembrane transport. The record is from RefSeq and is a predicted model, not a curated record.